AUGGACCACACACGUCAUUCCUUGGAUCGAGAUCAGCAGCCUUUGCUCGAUAGCAAUGCUGCUGAGCUCGACACCCCCUUCGCCAUCGAUGAGGAUCUGGCCGAGGAACAGCCCGCCAACACCGGCUCGUCGCCCAAGUAUCCGCCGCUUCCGCCCUCGUAUGACGACACUAUCCGCGUCGACUCGCGCUCCAAAUCCAACUGGAAUCCUGUAGCGUGGUUCUCCAUCUCCCGCACCACGAAAGAACACAUCCAAGCUUGCUUCCCUCGCACAAGUCAAGGCGAGCUUCUCACCUUCUCGAGUGCCUUCUCCGGCUGCUAUCAAGGUGCAAUGCGCUGCUGGCCUUCGAAUCGCUUCGCGCAGGCUAGCGUUUUCAUCAUUGGCCUCUGGAUCCUUGUCCUCUUCACCGGUCCAGCGCUCACCCAGCCUGCCGGCGACAAUGUCGGUACUGGCCUUCACCAGGAUUGGGACUACUCCAACAUCCCCAACACAAAGCCUGCGCCCCUCCAUGAAGAUGGCCACAUCGUCCAAGAGGCAGAAUGGCAGUGGCACAACUGCGCUUCCAUCAAGGGCACCAACAGGGUCCAGUGCACAGAAUCCACCAGCUUCCUCCUCAAUCCCAAUAGGUCCAAAGACAGCUUUGCAUCCACCGAGUCCAUAUUCGUCGACGUAGAUCCUAUUAGGGAUGAUCGACCGCAGCCCGCAGGUAGCGUCCCCGGCACCGUUACGGUGGUCCAUCACACCGACGAUGUUCCCGCUCCCGAAAAGGACCUCGUCAAAGUCGAGAUCACUGCUCGCUACGAUGAGGCCUACAAGAAGCUCUUCGACACAAGCUUGGUCGCCAAGAUGAAGCGAGGGCUCUAUGAUGAGGGAGUCGAAAUCCUCACCUACGCCAAGGCUGUCUCGACAGAUCAGAGUCCACUCAUCUACGACGUCAAGGUCAUCAUUCCGCCGCACGUCAACAUUCCAACCCUUUCGGUAGACGCAGGCGCUUCCGACAUUGAUCUCUUCCAAUCUUCUGCUGCUUCCAAGAGGAGCUUCGCAUCCCAAGCUUUGCAUUCUCGCGAUCCUCCAUCGAGGCCGGACUUCUACUUCGGAAAGCUGCACGCGCGAACUCAAGUGGGCAAGUUGCGCUCCGGUUCCAUCCGUGCGAUUGCCGAUAUUCACCUCACCACCACCAACGGCAAGCUCCACAUUGGUGGAUCGUUCGAAGCACAGUCUCUCGAAUUCAAGACCGUCAACGGCCACCUCGACAUUGACCACGACUCUAAGCUCGAGGCUGCAUACGAUCUCACCCUCCAGACGCAAAACGGACACAUCCGCGUGGGACAGAACACCAGCCUUCGUGCCACCACUCUGCGCUCAGAGUCGCUCAACGGAGGCAUCAUCGCCGACAGCGCCGUUUUCAAUGUCAACCACACGCUGUCGCUCAGAUCGCAGACCGGUCGAGUCGAGGCAGCCAUCAACAUUGAAAAGCCCGAUCUGGCAAGGCUCGAUGCUCCCGGUCUGGGCAAGACCGAUCUCGUCACUGUCGAUUCGCAAUCGCAGACUGGCUCCAUCCAGCUCGAUUUCAUCGGUCAUGAAGCCCAAGUGCCCCUUCGCUGCCACGCGUCGAGCGAAGUAGCGCCUGUGUCGGUCUCUCUGCAUCCCGAAUUCCAGGGCAGAUGGGAGCUACGAGGUGCCACACAUUCGCGCUACCGCGGUCCAGGUUCAAAGGAUGGCGAAAAGGGCGAUAGAGGGGUGCGUCGCUUUGUCAUUGACGAGGAUAGCUUUGGAUGGAUCAAUCGGCUCACCAAAGGACGAACGUGGUGGGACAGGUCAGACAAGCCAGGCGUGCUUCCCAAGGACGCCGAGGCGACCAUUGCCACGCAGGUAGGUCUGGCUCUCCUCACGUUCAAGUAG
Molecule: messenger RNA, 1902 nt
Organism: Pseudozyma hubeiensis SY62
Lineage: Eukaryota; Fungi; Basidiomycota; Ustilaginomycetes; Ustilaginales; Ustilaginaceae
Exons: 1
Coding region: 1-1902 (633 amino acids)
Source: RefSeq, a predicted model, not a curated record